AUGAUGGUUUUUGUUUUCGUUUGCAGUGAUGUUGUUACGAGGACAAGACCAUUCAGGAAGACGUUGAUGUGUCCUAAGCUCAUACCAAAGAGAUUAAACAAUGUUAGAAUGAGAGUAAUGUCUGAGGAGGAAGGAGAUGUGUUCUCUUCUUCCUCCAAGAGUAAUGGAUCAAUGGGGAUUGAGUUGCAGCCGGAUCUGGUUUCUUUCGGAACAUUAGCAGCAGAGAUGAUUCCCACAACGAUGGUUUCAUCUGAAGUUGAUGAUGAAGAGUUUGAUCUUGAUCGUCCUACUGAUGGGUUUGCCUCUAUUCCACAAGCUAUUGAGGAUAUUCGUCAUGGCAAGUUGGUGAUUGUUGUAGAUGAUGAGGAUAGAGAGAAUGAAGGAGAUUUGAUUAUGGCGGCAUCGUUGGUGACACCUGAAGCUAUGGCUUUUGUGGUGAAGCAUGGGACUGGAAUCGUAUGUGUGAGUAUGAAAGGAGAAGACUUGGAGAGGUUAGAGCUUCCUUUAAUGGUGACUCGAAAGGAGAACGAGGAGUUUCUCCGCACAGCCUUCACUGUUUCUGUGGAUGCUAAGAACAGAACAUCGACGGGUGUCUCAGCACGUGAUAGGGCACAAACAAUAUUAGCUCUUGCGUCGAAAGAUUCAAAGCCUCAAGAUUUCAAUCGUCCUGGUCAUAUCUUUCCUUUGAGAUACAGAGAAGGCGGUGUUCUUAAAAGAGCAGGGCAUACAGAAGCUUCUGUUGAUCUAACUGUGUUAGCUGGUUUGGAACCAGUUUCGGUUUUGUGUGAGAUUGUAGAUGAUGAUGGUUCCAUGGCUAGGUUACCAAGACUCCGCCAGUUUGCUCAAGAGAACAACUUGAAAAUCAUCUCAAUCGCUGAUCUAAUCAGGUACCGAAGGAAAAGAGAGAGACUGGUGGAGUUUACUGCAGUGGCGCCUAUACCGACAAUGUGGGGACCUUUUAAAGCAUAUUGCUUCAAGUCAUUACUUGAUGGAGUUGAGCACAUUGCAAUGGUUAAAGGAGAAGUGGGAGAUGGGAAGGAUGUUCUGGUGAGAGUACACGCUGAAUGUAUCACAGAUGAUAUAUUUGGAAAUGGCUCUGGUGGAAAGCAAUUAGCGAUUGCUAUGAGACAGAUUGAAGAAACUGGGAGAGGUGUGUUUGUGUACUUACGUGGGCCUGAAGCUAAAGGCAUUGACCUAACCCACAAGCCUCGUACUUACGACAACACUUCAGAUCAACCCGAGGGUGUUUCAUUUCCUGUUGCUUCGAGAGAAUACGGCAUUGGAGCACAAAUACUGAGGGAUCUUGGAGUUAGAACGAUGAAGGUGAUGACUAAUAAUCCAGCGCAUUACGUUGGCCUUAAAGGCUAUGGUUUAUCAAUCACUGGUAAGGUUCCACUCGUUAGUCCCACCUCCUAA
Eruca vesicaria subsp. sativa (arugula) is the source of this 1416-nucleotide messenger RNA. Lineage: Eukaryota; Viridiplantae; Streptophyta; Magnoliopsida; Brassicales; Brassicaceae. The record is from the annotation of a GenBank genome assembly.